Messenger RNA from Iphiclides podalirius (scarce swallowtail), 1704 nucleotides. Lineage: Eukaryota; Metazoa; Arthropoda; Insecta; Lepidoptera; Papilionidae. The record is from the annotation of a GenBank genome assembly.
AUGAUGUUGCGGAGUUUGAUAGCAGCGAACAGAGCUGUGUACGCGCUGGAGAAAUGCUCCGGCGCGCUCGCAAGGAGGCUGAACUCGUGGACCCAGGAGGGAACGUUAAAGUCGCCGUACAAGGAAAUCGAGGUGCCGAGCUGCACGCUCUUCGAAUACGUGUGGCAGAAUUUGGACAAGUGGCCCCAGAGGACUGUUUCGGUGUGCGCUACCACUGGCAGAGGGUACAGUUAUGAGCAAGCGUUUAAACUAUCCAAUACUUUCGCCGCAAGCCUCCGCCUAAAGCUGAAAAUACGAGAUGGUGAUGCUGUAGCUGUUAUGCUGCCCAAUAUCCCCGACUUUCCGUUGGUGGUCCUGGGUAUAAUGGAGGCGGGGGGCAUCGUAAGCACAAUAAAUCCUAUUUACACUGCUCACGAAGUGCAACGACAACUGAUCAUGUGCAAUGCCAAAUCCAUCGUGACUCUGUCCGAAACGGUGAAUGUUGUUAAAGAAGCGUUAAGAUUGGCAAAGUUGAAUAUUCCCAUCAUAAGCGUUAGAACUAAUGGCGACGCUAUACCGGAGGGCACCGUUGCUUUCAACGAACUAACGGAAGACGUGCACAUCGACAAGUCAUGUCUGAAAGAAGUGAGAAGGGACGUCGACGAUAUCUGUUUUCUCCCUUACUCCAGCGGUACCACUGGCCUGCCAAAAGGCGUGGAGCUGAGCAGUAAAAACCUCAUUGCCAAUUGUGAACAGAUCAACGAGCCUUUGAUUAAAUGCCAUAACGAGACAACUGACACGCAUCAGGACGCAGUGAUGACAGUGCUGCCUCUGUUCCAUAUUUACGGUGCCUCAGUGCUGAUGUUCCACAAGAUGGCACACGGCAUAAAGUUGGUGACGUUGGCGAAGUUUCAGCCGGAAGCAUUCUUCGAUGCUCUCGAAAAACAUAAGACGAAUCUCCUGUUUGUUGCACCACCAAUGGUGAUUAUGAUGGCAACACAUCCAGCGGGUUCAUCAGAGAAAUUUCAGUAUUUGGAAACCAUCAUAAAUGGCGCUGCACCGUUGGCACAAACCGAUGCGGAAAAGUUUUUCACCAAAUGUAAGCGGAAACUGGACUUUCGACAAGGAUACGGGCUAACGGAGACUUCACCUGUUUUAACAAUGACACCCAGAGGACUAGAAAAUUACGGAUGCAUUGGGUAUCCGAUACCCAGUACGGAACUAAAAAUUGUUAAUAACGAAAUGAAAUCUUUGGGACCCAAUGAAAAGGGAGAGUUGCUUGCCAGGGGACCCCAAGUGAUGCGGGGAUACAGGAACAAUCCUCAAGCAAAUGCUGAAGCGUUUACUGCAGAUGGAUGGUUCAGAACUGGAGAUUUGGUAGUGGCCGACGAUUCCGGUAUUAUCACUAUAUCCGACAGACUGAAGGAGCUGAUCAAGGUGAAGGGUUAUCAAGUGCCUCCAGCAGAACUCGAAGCAGUACUACGGGAACACCCAGACGUAAGAGAUGCGGCAGUGGUCGGCGUGCCCCAUCCUACAAACGGGGAGGCCCCAAAGGCAUUCGUCGUCUUAAAUUCCGGUUGUAAAACAAGCGCCAAGGAAAUUAGUGAGUUUGUCAGAAACAAGGUUGCCGCUUACAAGAGGAUAGACGACAUCACAUUCCUAGAUAGCAUACCAAAAAGCUCGGCGGGUAAAAUUUUAAGGAAGGAUUUAAAAGAAAAAUACUGU